Messenger RNA from Jaminaea rosea, 2571 nucleotides. RefSeq names its product root hair defective 3 GTP-binding protein. Gene Ontology annotation, biological process: endoplasmic reticulum membrane fusion. The transcript has a single exon. Gene Ontology annotation, cellular component: endoplasmic reticulum. Gene Ontology annotation, molecular function: GTPase activity; GTP binding. Lineage: Eukaryota; Fungi; Basidiomycota; Exobasidiomycetes; Microstromatales. The record is from RefSeq and is a predicted model, not a curated record. The coding region runs from base 1 to 2571 and encodes 856 amino acids.
AUGAACGCGGCUACCGCACCAGCCGCUGCCCCGGUCGCUGCUAACACCACCGCAUCGCUUCCUCCCACCAAUGGCUCGUCACUCCCAUCGGCAUCGACGGCGCAGCCAGCCACCUCGCUCUCAUCUUCCGCAGCUCCCUCUGCUCCUUCCUCGAUCCCCGCACCCACCGCUCGCCUUCAACUAAUCGACGAAGACCAAAAAUUCACCCCGCAACUCAACGACCGUCUCUCGCAAUGGGGUCUCCAGGACGCCGGCUUCGGCUACGACCUCUGUGCCGUCCUUGGUAGCCAGUCGACGGGCAAGUCCACCCUCCUCAACAAGCUUUUUGGCACCACCUUCGACGUCAUGGACGAGACACGACGUCAGCAGACGACAAAGGGAAUCUGGAUGUGUCGUGGCCAGGCAAUGAAUGUCCUGGUCAUGGACGUCGAGGGAACAGAUGGCAGGGAGAGGGGAGAGGAUCAGGACUUUGAGCGAAAGAGUGCCCUUUUCUCCAUGGCAAGCGCAGAGUGUCUCAUUGUCAACAUGUGGGAGCAUCAGGUCGGAUUAUAUCAAGGUGCCAACAUGGCGCUGCUCAAGACAGUCUUCGAGGUCAACCUCGGUCUGUUCCAAGCGGCAAAAGGAUCGUCAGCUUCAAAAGACAAGACGUUGCUCUGCUUCGUCAUCCGCGAUCAUAUUGGUAACACGCCCCUCGAGAACCUCCAGAACACUAUCCUCGCCGAUCUGCGCCGUAUUUGGGACUCCCUCUCCAAGCCAGAGGGGCUCGAGCAGUCCACAAUCGACACCUUCUUCGACUUCACCUUCGUGACCCUCCCACACAAGAUCCUGCAACCGGCAGAAUUCGACGCCCAAGUGAACCAGCUUCGUGCGCGCUUCGUCGACUCGAGUCGUAAGGACUUCAUCUUCAAGCCAGAGUACCACAAGCGCAUCCCCGCCGACGGGCUCCCGCACUACCUGGGCAGCAUCUGGGAGCAGGUCCAGACGAACAAGGACCUCGACCUGCCCACCCAACAAGAAUUGCUCGCCCAGUUCCGCUGCGACGAAAUUGCCGCUGCGGCAUUUACCGUCUUUGCCCUUGCGGUGAAAGUAUUCCGUCGCCCCAUCGAGCAAGGCGAGGUACUGGCCGACCUAGGCGUCCUAAUGGGAAAGCAUCGCGGCGUGGCCGUAGCCGAGUUCGACAAGGCGGCCAGUCGCUACCAUGCCGACGUGUACAGGCGUAAGCGAUCGGACCUCCUAGAGAAGUUGAACUCGACCCUCUCCCCUUUCUACCUCGGCCAGCUCAAGAACCUCCACAAGUCCAUCCUGGCAGCCUUCAAGGCCAGCGUACUAGACAAGCUGCGAGGCGAGGGAUACGAUUUCGCCUCCGUCGUCUCCACCGAACGAGAGCGGGCGCUCACCACUUUUGAGAAGAAUGCGGACCACAUGUGUCUAGACGAGACGGAUUGGAGCUACGAGGAUGAGCUGGACCAACUGCGCGUCAAUAUCACUGAAAUAGCGGACCAGUGUCGUCGCGAAGAGACGAAGAAGAUGGUCCUCCAAAUCGAGCGAAACGUGAAACGCGAUCUCGCCGAACCGACGGAGCUUGCCCUCUCCCGUCCGCAGCCAGACAUGUGGGAUCGGAUCCUCUCCAACUUCUCCGCUACGCUCGACAAGGCCGAAGUUGCGUACCUGCGCAAAGCCAAGAGCUUCUCCUGCACGGACGAGGAGAACGAAAAGGCCCUGCGAACGUUGAAGCGCCGUAGUUGGCUGGUCUUGCGCGCAAAGAUCGACGAGCAAACGGCAGACUCUGUUCUCAUCACUAAGCUGCGCGGCGCCUUUGAGGACAGAUUCCGCUACGAUGAGGCGGGUGUACCGCGCGUCUGGCGACCAGAGGACGAUAUAGACGGGCUCUUCCGGGUUGCUCGAGAUGAGACUCUCGCCUUGAUCCCGCUCUACUCUCGCAUCGCGCCCCAAGACUCAAGUAAAGCCGUGGAGCUUCCCUCUACCUCGGACGAUCCGGAAUCGGCCCACGCUGUCGCCCGCGGCGAGGAGGAGGACUUCGAUUUCCCUGCCUCUCUCGUCGUCUUCAGCGAGACGCGCAAAGCUGAGCUUGGAGCCCGCUUUAGAAAGGAAGCAGACGCCUACUACGUCGAGGCCAAACGUUCCACCGUUUCCACGAUGGCCCAGAUCCCCCUCUGGAUCUACGGCGUCAUUGCCGUACUGGGCUUCAACGAGUUUGUGGCCGUCAUUUCCUCGCCCGUCUACUUUACCUUCCUCCUCCUGGCGGGGACUACGGUGUACCUGAUCUGGUAUUUGGGAAUGAGCGGACCCGUGCUGAGCGUCGGGAAGGCGAUGGGACGCGAGGUGCAUAGGGUGGCCGACGAGAAGUUGAGGCAACAUUUCGCCCAGCCCGUACCCAUGCCUGCUGUACUGGCUGAGGGGGGGAAGAGAGCACCAUCGGUGGCGAUGGGUGCGCCGAGCAGGGGAUCUGGGGCGAGUUCGGAGCAGAAAGGGGAAGAGAUUGAGCUAAAGGAGAGACGGCCAGCUACGGACACUACGACGGCGACGGCGGGGGGCGCGCUGGAUAAUUGA